Plasmodium fragile is the source of this 2100-nucleotide messenger RNA. RefSeq lists its product as uncharacterized. Gene Ontology annotation, cellular component: Rab-protein geranylgeranyltransferase complex; cytoplasm. Bases 1 to 2100 code for a protein of 699 amino acids. The transcript has 8 exons. Lineage: Eukaryota; Apicomplexa; Aconoidasida; Haemosporida; Plasmodiidae. The record is from RefSeq and is a predicted model, not a curated record. Gene Ontology annotation, molecular function: Rab geranylgeranyltransferase activity; protein binding. Gene Ontology annotation, biological process: protein geranylgeranylation.
AUGCAUGGACGGAAAAGCAGCAACUCGAAGGAAGAUAAAGCCAAGCUAGAAAAGGUCAAAGAAUUAGUUCACCUUGGGAACAAUUUGAUAAAAAAGAAGAAUGAAAAAACCUAUGAUAAAAAAUACAUCGAGUCCACAUCCGUUAUUUUGAGGAAGUGUCCUUAUCUAGAGACUUUGUGGAAUUUCAGGAAGGAAUAUUUUGAGUUUGUGCAAAAUGUCGGCACACCAGUUGGCGACGUGGGGAAAGGCGACGAAGAAGCGGAUUGCGCAAAGCACCCCCCCUCUGAGGAUCUAAAAACUUUGAUGAAAAAUGAGAACACAAUGGUUGAAGAAAUUGUGAGCAAAUUUAACAAGUGCAACGAAUUAUGGUUUCACAAAUUGUGGAUAAUAAAGUUUUGUCUAAAGAAUGAUCUAAUGGAUUUCUCUGACCUGAUGAAUGAGUUAGAAUUUUGCAAAAGCGCCUUGUACAGAGAUGACAGGAACUACCACUGUUGGAAUUAUCGAUCCUACAUCAUCGCAUGUGUGCAUAUAUAUUUGAAGAGUGGGAAGCAUGGGAAGGCUCAGAACGGGGAAGCUCAAAUUGCGAAAGGCAGUAGUGACGAACGUGAUCCAGCCUCUACACAACAUGGCAACCAAUUUGAUGUUCAUAAGUCCAAUUACGAGCUUUCGAAAACAUUGAUUGAAAGAAAUUUUUCCAAUUUCUCCGCCUGGUUUCUGAAAUACACGAUACAUGAAUCCCUAAUUUCCACCGAGAACGAGUUAGACUUGAUAAAAAAUGCAAUUUUCACGGAUCCGUUUGAUCAAAGUUUGUGGGAAUUUUAUAGAUGGUUUCUUUUUCAAAAGGGUAAUGACAAGGAGGAAAUAUUUUUCACUUUAUUGCAAAAUAAUUGCGUUUAUUUUUUUUUCCAAAAUUUGGUUAUGGCUAAUCUAUCAAAAUCAAAGUGCUAUGAUGAGAAUGGAAAGGAAAUAACUGGAGAGUGGGGUCAACAUUUCGUACCUCCCAACAACCCGCAAGACAGUUUCGAAUCCUACGUAUAUUUUUUUAAAAUCACCGAUAAGCAUAUCCUUUUGAGUGAUCAACCUACUUGUUUAAAAUUUUGUAUAUUUUAUUAUAAGUAUAAUCUUUACGAACCAGAGGAGGUUCAUUACGAGAAAAAUGUCUUGAGCGAUCUGAUGGUGUGCCAUGACUUUUUAAGAGAAGAAAACAAGUAUGAGCACAACAUCGUGUAUCUGAUCGAUUUCCGGAAGUUUUCCCAAAACGAACAUUUCAAAAUAUUAUUAGAUUAUGAUACACUGAGUAGAGGAGACGCUAAGAUGGACUCCAAGUCUAGUUGCCUUAACACAUUCACUCCGUUAUAUAAAUAUAUCAAUCGCUCCAACAUAUUGUUGAAUACAGCCAAGCACAUAAAUUUCGCUUCAUUAAAUUUAGAGCUUGAGAAUAUAAAUGAACUACUACUUUUGGAAAGGAAUUGCAAGUUUGCCUUAUUUACGAAGCUCGAAAUUUUAAGAAGGCUGGAACAGUUCGAUGAACUUUUCCACCUACUUGAAUUGUUAAAGCUAGUGGACAGCAUCCGGGUGGAGUACUACAAGGACUUGGAGACGGAGCUGCGGAUACAGAAAAAAAUACAUGAAUACUACGAGGAUUCCGAAAUGGGCGACAAGGGGGCUCUGGAUCUGAGUGGACUAAACAUUGACAGCAUAACUUACCCUUUCAUGAUUGAAGCCUUUUUUAUACCCAGUAUUAAUUUGUCCAGCAAUCUCAUAUCAGAGUCGUACAACGGCAAGUGUACAAUAAACUUUUUGUACAACCUGAAGGAGCUGAAUUUGAAUCAUAACAAAAUAAAAAGUCUCGUAGUUUUAAUGAAGAAUUUGUACAACCUGAAAUUACUGGAGAAGCUUGAUGUGAGCAGCAACGCACUGGCAAAUUUGGACGAAGACCUGGACAACUACUCCUUUGUAUUGUUGCCCAAUUUGAAACAAAUUAACAUUAGCGACAGCAACCUUUCCGCGCUGCUGAACCAGAGGUACAAGCAUAAAAGCGUGCUCAACACCUAUAACGUGAUGCAGGACGGUUGGCGGGUAAUUUUAUCCAAAGGGUAA